This is a messenger RNA of Cooperia oncophora, 927 nucleotides long. The record is from the annotation of a GenBank genome assembly. Lineage: Eukaryota; Metazoa; Nematoda; Chromadorea; Rhabditida; Trichostrongylidae.
AUGAUUACGACAACUUGUGACCGUCUAAUGAAUGCCGUUGAAGCGUUCACCACGUUGUUUGAAGAAUCGAAAGGCAGUAAACUGGCAGUGUUUGGUCAGUUGUUUCCAAUUAUUUACCGCCUUCCACUGCUUGGAUAUAUGUCUAGAGGACGUUUCGAAGAAAUUCUCGAGCUGCCUCGCCAAACUAUCAGAGAAGACAUAGAGCGUGCUCUCAAGUCCUACUCGGUGGACCAAGAGCCUGAAUGCUUAGUGCAGGCUUAUUAUCAGAAAAUGCAAACUAAUCCUCAUCUGAACCACGAAAAUCUGUUGAAUGUUUGCAUGGACUUCUUUCUGGCUGGCAUGGAAACAACUACAACAACUCUCAGAUGGAGUUCUUUAUUGCUGGCAGCUCACCCCGAAGUACAGGAAAAAAUGCGUGAUGAAAUAUUGUCCGUAAUUGGCCGAGAUGGGAAGCCAACGUCCUCAGCGCGGGCCAUUUUGCCCUACACAAAUGCAGCGAUUCAAGAAAUUCAACGAUGUGCAAAUAUUAUUCCUGUAAAUGUUACCCACCGAACCGUCAGAGACACAUCUGUUGGAUCUACAAGAAUCCCCGCCGACACAUUGGUAAUCGGCGACAUCCAUCAUAUUCUGGCACAUUCACCCGUAUUUGAAGCAAGCCAUGAAUUUCGCCCGGAACGAUUUUUGCUGGAAGACGGGGUGACGCCAAAUAAGAAAACUGUGGAACAGCUUUGCCCUUUCUCGGUGGGAAAGCGCCAAUGUGCUGGAGAGGCUCUGGCCAGAGUUGAGCUGUUCAUUGGUGUUGUCACCUUGCUCCAGAACUACCGAAUAGAGCCAGCCAAAGGACGCACUAUAGAUCUGGAACCAAAAUUCGAUUCUGUUCUCUUUCCAAAAGAGCAACCACUGCGACUAAUCCCAGUCGAACAUUAA